Molecule: messenger RNA, 1153 nt
Organism: Penicilliopsis zonata CBS 506.65
Lineage: Eukaryota; Fungi; Ascomycota; Eurotiomycetes; Eurotiales; Aspergillaceae
Exons: 3
Coding region: 215-1045 (276 amino acids)
Source: RefSeq, a predicted model, not a curated record
UCGGUUUCACUUUCUUAUGGUUUUCUAUCUACCAGUUCGUGGAAUCGAUCGAAGCUGCCAUGAAUGAAGAUGCGGUUUGGAGGUCGAGAAGCUCAUUCAUCCGCUCUCCACCCAUGUGCUCUGGAAGGGAUGGUACAAUGCCAAUACGCUUGAUCCUGUAUUCUUGUCACCAGUGCGAUAUGGGAGUGGCAGAUUGACCUAGGGCUCAACGAGGAUGGACACUUCUUCACAGAAGGCAUCAAAGACGGACGGCUCAUCAGUUGCUAGUUCGAGUUCGAGAAAUACCUGCCGUGGUCCUACUUCUGUGUCUCGUUUUGAGUCGGGCAAAACAUUGAUUACGUCUCGAGUGCAGGAAGGAGCGAGAGUCCCAGUUAAUCUGAAUAACGCUCAGUAUACCGCCCAGCAAGCGGUUAAAAAAGUCCACUUACCACCACGAGUCCCCGAGAUCGCAGCUGGCAUUGAGGUGCGCAACACCAUAACAUACCAUGCAGAGCACUUAGGUGGAGAACAGAUGACCAAGGUCCUCGACCUUCAAACCGCGUGCAUGCAUGGCAACAUCGAUCAAGUGCACGGACUGAUAGAUGCCGGAGUCGACCGCAACGCCGUUGCUAUCACGGGGAUGAGUGCCGUGGAGCUCGCCGGGAACGAUCGCAGUCUCGCUGUCAUGAAAGCCCUCUUCAGAAACGUCGACAUCCCAAAAGACGGCCGACUGGAGCUCUCCAAAGCAAUCCAGCUGGGCCAGCCGUUUGUUGUCCAGGCUUUGAUGGAAUUGGGGCUAAAGGAGAUUCUGCAGAGGCCACCGUUCAUGUUUAACGGGUUUAUCAUAAUGGCAUGUAGCAAAAGCACCCCAGAAGUCAUUCGAGCACUCAUCAGACAUGGACCCAAGGCCAAUAUCUCGGAGCAUGAAGAGAAUUUUGUCAAAUGCGCGAUUUGGGAAGGAAAGCAGCACAACGUCGACUGCAUCAAGGCCUUGUGUGAAGAGGAACGACUCAGAUUGACGGCAAAGGACAGCCAGGUCUGCGGGAUCAUCUACCGUGAGAUCUAGAAGAAAUUCCCUCCCGAGCCGUCUUUCCUUCCAGCACCUCGAGAUGAUCCCUGAACAACCCGAAGAUGUCGAAUAGACGCCGUUUUCGUUUCUAUGGGUCGACGAAAA